AUGUAUGUAUGUUUGUCUGUUUGCACGUUUGUUACUUUGUAUGAAUGUUUGCAUGUGAGUUUGUUUGUAUGUCUGAUUUGUAUAACUUUGUGUAUGUAUGUAUGUGUGUAUGUAUGUAUGUAUGUAUGUAUGUAUGUAUGUAUGUAUGUAUGUAUGUAUGUAUGUAUGUGUGUAUGUAUGUAUGUAUGUAUGUAUGUAUGUAUGUAUGUAUGUAUGUAUGUAUGUAUGUAUGUAUGUAUGUAUGUAUGUAUGUAUGUAUGUAUGUAUGUAUGUAUGUAUGUAUGUAUGUAUGUAUGUAUGUAUGUAUGUAUGUAUGUAUUUAUGGAGCAAAUAAAAUUUCGUUUCGUUUCGUAUGUAUGUCUGUGUGUACUACGUUUGUAUGUUUGUAUGCCUGUUUGCACUUAG
This is a messenger RNA of Helobdella robusta, 405 nucleotides long. RefSeq lists its product as hypothetical. The transcript has 2 exons. NCBI's taxonomy places the organism in Eukaryota, Metazoa, Annelida, Clitellata, Rhynchobdellida, Glossiphoniidae. Bases 1 to 405 code for a protein of 134 amino acids. The record is from RefSeq and is a predicted model, not a curated record.